UGCUACAAGAUUAGUGGUCCUAUCUAUAUAUGAUUUUGCAAACCCUUUGAUGAAAAUUUCAAUGCUAGUUGGUGAAGAUCAACACAAAAAGUCCACAAAACAACAAAGAGGUGGUGGAGCCAUGAAGAAACCCGUGAGCAUCACAGUGUAACUCUCACAAGUUUUCAUAACAGUGAAUAAAUCCAAGGCUAUAAUCUGCAGCGUUUGGAGUGUUCAGCAAAGUUGAAAUUAAAGAUAUCAUAUAUAUCUCUUGAUGAGAUAUUAGGAAGAGUUAAUUAUCUUAUGGAGAUUUCAUCUGAAUUGGGUAUAAUGGAGGAUCCUAAUAGCUUUCUCUGGCACUUAAGCUCUAUUGAUACUUGUGCUACUACCUUAACUGUUUUUGGAGAUAGCUUGCAAAAGAAUAAUCCAUUAUUCUGUAACUCAAACUUGAUGAACUCCAAGAUUUCCAUGAUGGAAACUACUACUUCACCUACUACUACUAUAAUUGAAAGACCAGCAAAACAGCUUAGAAGUAACAACACUAGUAAUUGGAGUAGUCACAUUAACAAGACACCAGAGUCACACUUUGUUGGUUCUUGCUCAAAUAAUAUUCUCUCCUUUGUUGACAACACAAAUCAUCAUCAUCAAUUGGGGUUAGUAAUGAAGCCUAAGGUUGAGAUUAUGAGUAGUAGUCCUAACAACAUAGAUACUCAAGGAACAACCUUGUUGGGGAAUAAUAAUAAUCAUCAUCAUCAUAAUCAUGAAAACUAUCUAUUCAAAGAAUCAUCAUGCCAUGAGGCUAAGAACUUUGGGCAACGUCCUAAGCUUUCUUCUCAUCAACCUCAUGAUCACAUCAUUGCUGAGAGGAAGCGCAGAGAGAAGCUCAGCCAGCGCUUCAUUGCUUUAUCUGCACUUGUUCCUGGCCUCAAAAAGAUGGAUAAAGCUUCUGUUCUGGGAGAUGCUAUAAAGUACUUGAAACAAAUGCAAGAGAAAGUGAGUGCUCUUGAGGAGGAACAGAAAAAGAAGAAGACCGUGGAAUCAGUGGUAAUGGUGAAGAAAUCUCAGUUAUGUAAUGAUGAUGAAGACUCUUGCUCUUCAGAGACUGAGCCACUACCCGAAAUUGAGGCAAGAUUUUGCGAAAGAAAUGUGCUAAUAAGAGUUCACUGCGAGAAGAAAAAGGGUGUUAUAGAAAAUACAAUCAUUCAAAUUGAGAAACUCCAUCUCAAAGUCAUCAAUAGCAGCGUCUUAACAUUUGGCAAUUUUGCCCUUGAUAUUACCAUCAUUGCUCAGAUGGACAUGGAAUUUUCCAUGACAGUGAAGGAACUUGUUAAGAAUCUACGUUCAGCGUUUUCAACUUUCAUGUGAAGAAGCUAAGUAGUUCGUUUCACAUUGUCAUUCAGUUCAUCAUAUAGGCUCUUUUUAUAUACAUAGAAGUCGGUCAUGUUCUUCAUAAGUUAUAGUUGUGUUUUUUACAAGGCCUGUGAUGUCUCCUAUCAUAAUCAUCAAAAGUCACACAUAAAUGUGUAUGUUUGCUCUCAAGUUCAUUCAUUUUGCAGGAGGGUUUUUCAGUAGCUAGCCAUAGCUACUUUUCUUUUUUGCAUGGUCAACACUUUGACCAUGUUAUUAUCAUCAUCAUCACCCACCUGUUUCAAUUUAAUAGUGAACGUUGAGCUUGUUAAUUAAGUGUUAGUUAGUCUUUUUUUUUUCCUUUCCUCAAAGGAGGUUGCAAGGUUUCAAUUCAACUUUACCUAUGUUUUUGACAAGCAGGCCUUUGUUGAGUAACUUGUUAUCAUGUUCCCUUGAGUGAAUAUGAGUGUGCUUCUAUUGUAACUUGUAAGACUUUGCUUUGCAAUUCACGAUACUAUAUAAUGGAAUAUUUGCAC
This is a messenger RNA of Arachis stenosperma, 1862 nucleotides long. RefSeq names its product transcription factor bHLH25-like. Gene Ontology annotation, molecular function: protein dimerization activity. The transcript has 6 exons. The record is from RefSeq and is a predicted model, not a curated record. The coding region runs from base 283 to 1344 and encodes 353 amino acids. NCBI's taxonomy places the organism in Eukaryota, Viridiplantae, Streptophyta, Magnoliopsida, Fabales, Fabaceae.